Molecule: messenger RNA, 698 nt
Organism: Acanthoscelides obtectus
Lineage: Eukaryota; Metazoa; Arthropoda; Insecta; Coleoptera; Chrysomelidae
Source: the annotation of a GenBank genome assembly
AAAACUCAUGAUGCAUGGAUGCGGAUAAGCUCAGUGAUGGAAAUCCCAGUGGAUGAAUUGAGAAAGAAAAAGAUUCUUUAAUGUCAAGUUAUAGGAGUUAUAAGAACAAAGUCAAAAAGUCUAUUCAAUCGGGAGCUGGUGCCGAUGAUAUAUAUCAGCCUAUUUGGUUCGCUUAUGAAACUAUGGAUGAGUUUUUGGGAGGUACCCUCAAGUGUAAAAAUAAUGUUGACACGGAACGCGGGUUGGAGGAGACUCAAGGAGCAAAUUCCGAACCAACUGAAGAGAUACUUGAAGAGACGAAUGAAAAUCAAAGUCAGUCUAUGGACACCCAAAGAGAUGGCAAUCAGACAAUCCGCCGACGCCAAAACCCUUCGGAGCUGAUUCAUGCUGGAAAUAUUGUUAAAGAUGCUCUUGCCACAUUCAAAUCCGCGCUAAACAGAAAUGAAUCAUCAACCCAUCUUAGCGAUGAUUGCGAUUUAUAUGGCAAAUUAUUGGCAAAUAAGUUGCGAAAGCUAUCUGAAAUUAAUAGAUUAAAGUUUAUGCACGACAUUGACGGCAUGUACCUACGAUACCAAUUGGAGGAGACGCCCUCCCUGCAAACUCCAUCGCCAACAUAUCCCAGCAUCGCCCACAACUUUAAUGAAUCAAGGCCUGGCACAUCAUCAUCUACGUAUUCAGAGCCUACCAAUCGCAGGUGA